AUGUUUAAGUUUACUGGUACUUCUAAAGAAAAGUUUUUCUACCAUAACACCUUACUAUGUUUAGUAAAAUCAUUAGAAGGAAAAAAUAUAACACUAGAUCUUAGAAAUGAUUCAACUAUUUGUGGUCUUGUUACUGCAGUAGAUGGUUACAUGAAUAUUUCUUUAUCAAAUGCUGUUUUUGUCGACCCUCAAGAAAAUGAAUAUGCCUUUGAGACUUUAUUUGUUCAAGCUCGUAAUAUUAGAUAUGUGCAUAUACCUGAGACUAUGCCUAUUAUACCAACAAUUAAUAAAGAACUGAGUAAAACUAGAAUGAAAGCUCCAGAUAAGAAACCUAUUGAAAAAUCAAGAAAAGCAAAGAAGGCACUGCAACGUCAUAUGGAAACAGUUGCUUUAUUAGAAUAA
This is a messenger RNA of Ostrinia nubilalis (European corn borer), 402 nucleotides long. RefSeq names its product U7 snRNA-associated Sm-like protein LSm10 (gene Lsm10). The record is from RefSeq and is a predicted model, not a curated record. Lineage: Eukaryota; Metazoa; Arthropoda; Insecta; Lepidoptera; Crambidae. The transcript has 3 exons. Gene Ontology annotation, cellular component: nuclear body; cytoplasmic U snRNP body. Gene Ontology annotation, biological process: mRNA 3'-end processing by stem-loop binding and cleavage. Bases 1 to 402 code for a protein of 133 amino acids. Gene Ontology annotation, molecular function: U7 snRNA binding; histone pre-mRNA DCP binding.